UUCUGGUUGCGGCCGGAUCAUAGAAGGGUGUGAGCGCGGGUCCAGAUACACCUGUCAGAGCUGGGAGCUUCCCGAAGAGCGCGCUGGCCUGUUCUUGAGUGGUCGGAGGUCUCCAGGAGCCCUCAGCAUCCCUUCUUUCUCAGUCACACACCCCAGCCUCACGCGUUAGGCGUCCCCCCAACAGACGGUGAGCCGGUGGCGGGAGGGUGGAAGUGGACGUAGCUCACUGCCUCGCAUGUCACUGGAGAGCCAAAGCUUCUUUCUCAGCUGCCGGAGACCACGUAGAAGCUUGGGGAAUUCUGCCUGCCGGUUCUCCUUAGGAAGAAGAGAAGAUUACUACUUUUCUCUCAAUUGGCAUUAUGUUUGGAGAGAAGUAUAUAUUACAAAGUGCUCGAAGGCAAGAGAGAAUUCAAAGGCUCAGAGCAGAGCUAGAGAGCUUUUUACAGAGACGCCCUUUGGAAGAGACGGGAUAUAUACUGUCAAGUCCUAGAGGAAUUCUACCAUUUCUUCUCCGCCCUGAAGAGACUUGGAAAUUAAUGGGUAACAUUUUGCGUGAAAUUACUGGAUGCUUUUCUUCUUAUCUCUGAGGCCUUCUGUGGAGAAUUAAUAGGAGGUUGAAUGCACGCAUGGAUAAAAUGGAUCAUCUUAAAGGAUUGAAGUUCCAAAAAUACAUCAGCAGGACUGGACAGGUUUGACAUAAUGAGGUUUCUAUUUUAGCUUGACUUCUGGAACUCUGAAUAAACUAUAAACCGAGCUACACAAGGUCCUGGAGAGGAAGUUUCUCUUCUAAAAUAUUCUGCCUGCAUCUAACCUUUUUCUUAUUCAGAUCCUUUGAAAAAAUAUAUUUACUCAUCCAUUUCCUGAAGAAUAAGGCAAUUAGACACUUACAAACUUGUAAUAUAUGAAGUAAGAUAGAAAGCAGCAAGUUGUAUCAUACUGGCAAAGAAGUUUAGUUAAAGAAACAGACCCAGAGAGAGGAGAAAUCUCUGCAUAAGCACAGGGUGAGAUGGCUGAAGCAUCUGUGGAUGCCACAACUCUGCCUGUAACCGGGAAGAAAAAGAAAAGUCUAUCCAUUGAAGAAAAGAUCGAUAUCAUAAAUGCAGUAGAAAGCGGCAAGAAAAAAGCAGAGAUUGCAGCUGAAUAUGGAAUAAAGAAAAAUUCAUUGUCUUCUAUUAUGAAGAAUAAAGACAAAGUUCUAGAAGCCUUUGAAUCUCUGAGGUUUGAUCCAAAGAGAAAAAGACUGAGAACUGCUUUUUACACAGAUCUGGAAGAGGCAUUAAUGAGGUGGUAUCGAAUUGCUCAGUGUCUGAAUGUACCAGUUAAUGGUCCAAUGUUGCGUCUAAAGGCUAAUGAUUUUGCCCAGAAACUGGGACAUAAUGAUUUCAAGUGCAGUAACGGUUGGUUGGAUCGCUUUAAAUCCAGGUACGGUUUAGUGUUCAGAGCUCAACCUGCCGAAGCUACUGGUGUAUCAGUAGACCCUUCAACUGUCUGGCACCAAAACAUACUUCCUUAUUAUUUAAAUGAUUAUCAUCCUAAAAAUGUUUUUAAUGUAAAAGAGACUGCGCUGCUUUAUCGAAUGUUACCUACAAAAACAUUUGCAUUUAAAGGGGAAACUUGCUCUAUUGGAAAGUUAUGCAAAGACAGAAUAACUCUGGUGGUUGGGACAAACAUGGACGGCUCAGAGAAACUUCCUUUGCUUGUCAUUGGAAAAAACAAAAAUCCACAUUGUUUCAAAGGCAUAAAGUCCUUGCCUGUGUAUUAUGAAGCUAACAAAAUGGCAUGGAUGACCUCAGAUGUAUUUGAACAAUGGAUGCGGAAGCUUGAUGAGAAAUUUCAAGCUGAGCAUAGAAGAGUGGUGAUUUUUGUCGAAUCUUUUCCAGCACACCCAGAGGUAAAAAACCUAAAGUCCAUCGAGUUAGCGUUUUUUCCAUCAUGUUUAUCUUCCAAAUUUAUAGCUAUGAAACAAGGUGUCAUUAAAAGCCUUAAAAUCAAGUACCGACACUGUCUUAUUAAGAAAUUUUUAAGCUCUGUUGAAGGCAGCAAAGAAUUUACCUUCUCCCUGCUAGAUGCAGUUGACACAUUGCAUCUCUGCUGGAGGGCUGUAACCCCACAGACUAUUGUGAAGAGCUAUGAAGAGGCAGGGUUCAAAUCGCAACAGGAAGAAAGCGACAAGACAGAUGCAGAGACGGACACUGGUCUUGAUUUGGUUGCCCCCGCCCAGGCGGCAGGAGUGGAAUUUCCUGAAGGCUUAUCGAUCGAAGAGUAUGCUGCCCUGGAUGAUGAUUUAGAGACAUGUGACGCAGCACCCAGUGGUGAUGCUGAAUGGACCAAAGAAAGUAAACCAGAUGAAACUGGAUUUUAUACUUCUGACGAAGAGGAUGAAGGUGGAUCUCUGGGAACCGAACUCCCUUUACCGUCCAAAAAUGAGGCAAUAACUGCUUUAGAUACUCUGAAAAGUUUUCUUAGAAGUCAAGAUAUGAAUGAUGGGCUUCAUAAUUCUUUAGCAGACAUUGAAAUUUUUGUUAACUCUUUAUCAUCUAAGUAAUUAUUUAUUGUGCAACAUCUGAAGAGUGAUAGCUUUUUCUAAUGUAUUUUACUAUAUUAGGUGGUUAAAAGGAAAAUAUCACUUAAACAUAAAAAAUGAAAAGCUAGAAUCUUUGGUUUAAUUGCAAAUGUCUUUAGUCUCUAGGUAGAUUAAAUUAAAUUAAAUGCAAAGUCCUCUACGUCGAUUAAAUAAUGAGUAAGUCAAUGAAAAAUAUAAAUUUCAACUUAAGAAGGUUUUAGGGAGUAGAAAAUGGAUUUCAUAGGCUUUGUACUUAAAAUACAUGACAUAUAUGUCGAAAAUAAAAAGAACUCUCCAGCUAUUUGAGUCAUGCUGGUUGAAUUGGUGAUUGCUAAUUUCUGUUUUUGUUUUUUUUUUUAAGUUCAGAUCAUGUUCUAGAAUAUUUUAAUUUAUCUACCUCAUCUAAGAAACAAAAUAUCUAUUGCUUAGAUGUUUAUUUUUAUAAACGUAUAUACUCUAACUAUACUCUUAAGUAUCAAGUGUUAAGUUUAAAUUACUUUUUUUCUCAUUACUAGCUAAUCUUCCUAAUAAAAAUUAUGAAAAACUACUGAAAAUAAAAUCUGACCCAGUUAUACACCAAAAUGAUUAAAAAUAUAUGUCUAACUUUUACAUUAUUUCUAUAUAAGGUCAAGAGAGACUAUGACCUUGUCAGAUUUUCAAAUUAUCUAUAACCAGAAGAUGAUAUGGAUUCUUCCUAUUUGUAUGUAUAUGUGUGUGUUUAAUAGAAAAGUACACAACUGAAACAUUUUUAAACUCUGAUAUUUAUUUUUAAUAAGAUUGCUCUUAAAAAGUAAAUAUGAAAAUACAUAUGCAGUUACUUAAGAAAGUAUGUGGUUCUUAGUUAGUUUUAUUU
This is a messenger RNA of Camelus dromedarius (Arabian camel), 3416 nucleotides long. RefSeq names its product tigger transposable element derived 4 (gene TIGD4). Gene Ontology annotation, molecular function: DNA binding. The transcript has 4 exons. The record is from RefSeq and is a predicted model, not a curated record. NCBI's taxonomy places the organism in Eukaryota, Metazoa, Chordata, Mammalia, Artiodactyla, Camelidae. Gene Ontology annotation, cellular component: nucleus. Bases 1007 to 2545 code for a protein of 512 amino acids.